AUGAACUCCGUGUUAUCGGACGAGAGCUGGGACGAGCGCUUCGCUUUCCCCGAAGUUAACGCUGAGAACCAGGCGGUGACAGCGGAGAUUCGUAAAAAAGAAGCAAAGCUGGUGCAACUGGAAAACAAGCUCGAGAGCAACAAGGAUCAAAAGCAGUUAAUGACCGAGUUCCUCAAAAAUGGUCAACAAGAGCUGGAGAACACUGUGGCUUUAUGUAAGGCCAAGGAAAGAGAAGAAGCGUUGGAGAAGCACCUCAAAGCCCUCGCAGAGAGGGAGACAGGACGCCUGGAGCAGGAUACGACAAAGAUGGAGAAUGAGCGUCGAUCUUUAGCAGAGAGGAGAAACAUGCUGGAGAAUCACAUCUUCAAGACCAACCAGAAGCUGGAGGAGUUUAGGAACCAGAUGGACUGGGACCAGCAGACCAUGGAGAACUUUUUGGAGGAGUCAGCACGUCAAGAUGAGGACGCAAUGGCCAUCAUGAAGUACGCCAAGCAAGAUGAGCAUAAGAUAAAGUCACUCACUCUGGCUAUAGAGAAGAAGACACUGGAAGCCGGUGAAAAGCGAAAGACAGUUGACAAGGAGUUGACUGAGACAAUAUCUGCACAGCUUGCUUUGGAUAAGAUGACAGAUAAUUUGCAGCAGACUCACCUGGAGACACAGCAGCUGAUCCACCAGUGGGAAAUGACUGUCAAGCAGAUGAAUCAACGUGAUGCUGAGAUGCAGCAGUGUGCACUGCAACUUGCCGAAGCUAACCAGACUAUCAGGGAAAGGAAUGCCACCAGUAAAGAGAGGAAGCACUUGCUGGAUGAUCAGAGGAACAACAACAAGGAAACUGAGAGGAAGAUGUCUGGAGCCCAGCGGCAGGCUGUGAAGCUGCGGCUGGAUCUGAAGCAGCAGGAGAAUAACUGCAGAGCGCUGAAGGAUGAGCUGGAUAGUUGCAAGGGCGCACGAGACAAAGCCACCUCCAGUGUGAAGUCUGUGACAAGCAACAUAUCCAGAAUGAAGAAAGACUUCCAGGAUAAUGACGAGAAACUCAAGGAGGCCAGGGCGUAUAACACUGCGCUGGAGCAGAAGCUUAAAGAAGUGACUCAGACUGCCCUGAGUGAGGAGGAGAGAGCUGCUCAGAUGGACCAGUUUCUCAGGGAUGAGGACGAGGAAAUCAAGGAGCUGGAUGUGCAGCUGCGUGACUGCAGACAUGAGCUGUUCCGUCGUAAAGAGCAUUUGCAGGCUCUAAAGACCAAGGGGAAGGAUUCUGUCGCCUAUGUUUCCAGGAGCAAAUCCACCAUCACCGGCCUGGACAGCCAGCUGAGAAAACAGGAGAAAGACUUAUUAAGACAGCAGAUGAUCAUUAAUGAGCAGGACUCCAAGGUCAUCAACCUGGAUAGAAAACUGGCACGGCUGCAAGGAGACGUCCAGCUCGAUGAAAAACAAGCGCUGGACAUGAAUAUCGCUGAGCUGACCAAAGCCCUGGAAGGGAAGAAGAUGUCAGCCACCAUGCUACCCAGCAUUCUCAAGGAGUCUGAGGAAGAUAUUCGCUUAUUGAAGAAAGAAAUGAGAAAGUCAGAAGCUCAAAAGAGAGAUGUGACCGAGAAGGUAGAGGAGCUAAUGCUGCUCCGUGUUACCAGUGAGAAGGAGCUGAAGACACUCCGGCUCAGGAAACAGGACGACCUGGUGGAGCUUAACAUCUUGAAGGUGGAGGUCAAGCGCAUUAGAGAUCUGCUGUACGACAAGACGGACACUGUGCUGUCGUUGGAGAGGAGGAAGCUGGGUCUGCAGACAGCCUUAAAGGAGAGGGAGGCUGAGAUCAAGGUCUACAGGGAGAUGCUCGGCCAGAAGCUCAAGAUCAGUGAGCAGGAGAGACAGAGGCUGAGUGCCGAGCUGAAUGACAAACUGUCCAAGAUCGUCAUGAUAAAGAGCCGUUUUGAGGUUGUGACCCUUUCGAUGGCAGUUCCUGAGGGGGAAGAGGAGAAGUCACAGGCCUACUAUAUCACAAAGGCUGCACAAGAGAAAGAGGAGCUCAAGCAAACGGGAGACGCUCUAGAUGCUAAAAUACACAAGAUGGAGCUGGAGAACAGCGCUCUGGAGAACACAAUCCAGCUGUUCAACAACAGUAACUCAAUGUUUCGCAAAUCUCUCAACAAAGUCAAUGAAUCAAGUCCAGAAUACCAGGAAAAACUGAAGUUAGAGGAAGAGUUAAGUGCAGCUGAGGAUACAUUCAAGUUCAAGAAGAGACACGUCCAGGAGCUGCAACAGGACUUACAGGACAUGAACAAUACCUUUGAGAGUCUGCUGCAAGAAGAGCAGGUUGAGAAAGAUAAGAUGGAGUACAAACAAUCACUCAUCAGCAAACUGAUCAAAGAAAUCACCUCCCAGCAAGAGAAGAUUGACAGGGCAACCAAACAGUGUUCCAAGCUGACCAAAGAGAUCCGUGCAGCAAAUAACACCAAGUCUGAGACUUUAGAGGAAAAAGACAUUAAACUGAGGGAACUAGAAGAAUUCAACAAGAGCAUCGGUAAGAUGCUAAAUGAGGCCGUGGAGGACAAGCCUGAUCUCAGACCAGUGCUGGAGAAAUACUUCCUGCAGGCCAAUCUGUCUUUUCCAGCUCCUUCCUCCACGCCCACCAGCCAUCGCAGCUCCAAGACAAACUCCGCCCGCAGCUCUGCCUCCCUCAGGUCUCCUGCAUCUUCAGCCAGCAGCAGCCCCAGGGCCUCUGCACUUCAUUCUCCCGUGUUGAAGACUGUGGAACUGGGCUUAGACAUGACUGUGACCUCCCCUCCUCCCACCCCCUCCAGACGCUCCAGCUCUGCAAGUAGCAGCACCAGCAGCAGCAGGAAGUUGAAGAACUCCUAG
Molecule: messenger RNA, 2850 nt
Organism: Limanda limanda (common dab)
Lineage: Eukaryota; Metazoa; Chordata; Actinopteri; Pleuronectiformes; Pleuronectidae
Gene: ccdc39
Product: coiled-coil domain containing 39
Exons: 20
Coding region: 1-2850 (949 amino acids)
Biological process (GO): cilium movement; cilium-dependent cell motility; inner dynein arm assembly
Cellular component (GO): axoneme
Source: RefSeq, a predicted model, not a curated record